AUGUCAAAGGGCAUGAGUUACGACCCAGCAAUUCCUGCAUUUGGAGGUUCGACAGAGGGAGGCUCUCAGACAAUAGGGAGACGUGACAGUGAAUCUCAGCCUCGCAGAGCUGCGAAGAUCGAUGCCCGUCGUCGGUAUUCGGCCUUCAAUGCCUCUCUUGUAUCGCAACAGCCACCCAACGCUUCAUGGACAAAGAUGGAAGUGCUUCAAUGUCCUUCACCAAGACAAAGGGAUAAUUUUACCGCCAAUUCAGAAAUCCUUGAAAUCGAUGUGCCGGGCACGAAACUGAUGGUGCGGCUUAGAGUCACGAGUGACUACACGGACAUUCCAAAUCUUGCCAUCGGGCUUUGUCUCGUGGACUUCGAGACAUAUCUCGCCUCGUUCAAGCCGACGACAGCAAUAACACUGCCACAAGUCGAAAAGCACUCGCUAGCAAUGUCGAGCAUAACCCCGUACAAAACGGGUCACACGUCACCGCUCAGAUAUGGUCAAGCUGCUUUGGUGAUACGUGCAAUACGUUGCCUAGUGUCUGAUGCGGGGAUCCACGCUGCCUUAGAUUUUGUUAUACUUGCCAACCAAAAGGAUGAAGUUGCGAUUGGGUCUAUUCAGAAACCAGUCAGCGAAUCUGUUGUAGUUGUCAAGAGGUCUUUGCCUACGGACUCUUUACACACUGCAACCAUCAGAUUGACGACCAGGCCUGGCCAACGCGUGCAAAGAUUUAGCAUCGCAGGCACAGACUUAGCAGUAGUGAUCAGCCCGUUUUCCCCGCACGACUCGCUUGAAGCUGUCGAUGUCUCUAUCGCCAUUGUUUCCAUCAGACAGCGACUCAUUGCUCUUCGAGCUCUGGACCAACCAUUCGUGGAUCACAUGUGGGGAACCUCCAAAGACGUCUCUGUCAGCUUCUACCCAUUUGGGCAUUUUGAUCGGUCGACUACCAAUGAAAAAAUUAUUCGUGCCAUUGAAGGUGUACAGGCGUUCCUUAGGAUGCUGCCUUCGUACUAUUGUACCUUGUCGCUGUCCGUGUAUCAAGAAGCUCUUCCGGUCGUUGGGGGUUUGAUGCAGCACUCGGAUACUAGGUCUAACAAUUUCACUAGAGCCAGCGAUGAGGUUACGACGCCAGUUAUUCUCGGACAUAGUGAAAAGAAUUUGGACUUUCCUUCGAGUUAG
Molecule: messenger RNA, 1167 nt
Organism: Bacidia gigantensis
Lineage: Eukaryota; Fungi; Ascomycota; Lecanoromycetes; Lecanorales; Ramalinaceae
Exons: 1
Coding region: 1-1167 (388 amino acids)
Source: RefSeq, a predicted model, not a curated record